Loxodonta africana (African savanna elephant) is the source of this 5499-nucleotide messenger RNA. It is a transcript of the gene TAOK3, whose product is annotated as TAO kinase 3. The record is from RefSeq and is a predicted model, not a curated record. Gene Ontology annotation, molecular function: protein serine/threonine kinase activity; ATP binding. The coding region runs from base 2279 to 4975 and encodes 898 amino acids. NCBI's taxonomy places the organism in Eukaryota, Metazoa, Chordata, Mammalia, Proboscidea, Elephantidae. Gene Ontology annotation, cellular component: cytoplasm. The transcript has 21 exons. Gene Ontology annotation, biological process: protein phosphorylation; regulation of cytoskeleton organization.
UAGCAGGAAUAAUUCUUAAGUGAAGAAUUCACUUCCAAGGCUGACAAUUGGGAACUUCGUGAUAUAAGCAAUUUGCAACGGUGAACAAGUAAACUUGUUGUUGCCACACCUUUCAUAUUGUAUUCUUCUACAAAGCACUUACUACCAUGUCACAUACCAUGUAUUGUAUUUAUUCGUUUGUUUGUCUUAUAUUCCUCCAAUGGAAUUUAAACUCUGUGGAGGCAGGAAUUUUUUGUUUUAUUCUUUGCUGUAUUCCCAUCUCCUAGACCAUUGCCUAGCAUCUAGCAGGUGCUCAGUAAACAUUUGUUGAAUGACGAGAUAGGUUAAUUAGGCUUUGGAAAUUCUUCGAACAUUUUGGGUAAAAGGAAUGCUGGGUUAUUUUAGACAUGAAGUAAAAUCCUAAGCAAGUGUAUAGUUUGUAAGGGUAGAGUUUAUAUAUACAUUUAACUACCUAGGUUAUACGUUUUUCUUUGAACAGUCUUGAAUUUACCGUGUUUUUUUUUAUUGAAUGCGAAUAAAAGUCAUUCCUACCACCACUCUGUACAUCCAAGCUGAUUGUGUCUCAGUCUCACUUAAAACUUAAGAGAACUAUUCAUCGUAAAGAAAAAGAAGGCUAAUAGCUAGCUGACAUGACCCUUAGGUAUUAAAGACUUAUGAGACUAAAAUACGGUAAAACUUGUAAAUGCUGGAACCUGUGUAAGGCGAAAACCUGUUAGAGACUGAACACUUAAGUAUUUUCCACUAAAACAAGUGUCAAAGGAGGAAAACUUGCUAAAUCCAGAAAGACAAGGCAGUCCUAUCGAGUUCCGGCUCUCACAGGUUUCGCUGUAAUAAAAUUCGGUACAUUGGCAUUAUUCCUUUAAAAAAAACUUCAGUUGUUUUUCUGAGAUGUUGAUAUUGACCCUGAAAACUGGUCAAAUCAAGCUUCUGAUGUUAAUUUGGGGUUGUUAUCAGUUUUCUGCAUGUACAAGUAAUGGGAUUUGAAAUGUCUUUUAUGCCUGAAUUAAAAAGAACUUAGUCACUGAUGACUCAUGGUGAGAAGUUUUUCCUUUUCCCUGCUAAACAUAUGCCAUUGCCUCUGCAUGGCCUUAUUGAAACACUGAAAACAUAAAGAACCCCUACUUUUAUGUACUAGGUUCUGGAAAAGUUAGAUUUAAGGGGGUGACCUUAAUUAUAGUGCUUUUUAGUAGUGAGCACUACAUUUCAAUUUCCAGAUUUCCAUACAAAUUUCUUUCGUCUCUGCUUCUGUGGAAGUUUUCUCAUUACACCAUAUAAAAUCUUCAAAAAUCCUCUAGGCAGUAGAUAAGUCCAUAUGGACUUUGUCUGUUUUGUUCAUUAUUGUAUUCCCAGUGCCUAGAAUAGUGCUUUGUACCGAGCAGGCAAUUAAGUAUUUGUUGAGUGAAGUUACACACAUAUCUUAAUAACAGUGCAUCUUAGAAAAAUAAUGGAAGUUCUGUUGCAAUAACUUACCACUUUUGCCCUUUUGAAUCAAUUCACGAUCAGCCUAGUUCAGGAGGCUUCUCAGUAUUAGCCCAAGGUAGUACUGCCCUAAUAGUUCCUUGCAUAGGUUAUGCCAACCCUAAAUCUCCUUUAGUGGUUCACUUACAAAAAACCCAAAUCUACUGCCUUGAAAUUGAUUCCGACUGAUAGCGACCCUGUAGGACAGGGUAGAACUGCCCCGUAGGGUUUCCGAGGCUGUAAUCUUUACGGAAGCAGACUGCCACGUCUUUCUCCCACAGAGCAGCUGGUGGGUUGGAACUGCCGAAAGUCUAGCAGCCAGUGCUUAACCACUGUACCACCGGGGCUCCUUUCACUUGCAAAAGGAAGGCUAAAUUGGCAACACCCCAUAGACACUUGCACCUGCGAGAACCAAUGGGAGUUGUAACAGGAAAUACUUCAGCUUGCAAUACUGGUAGUGAUGUGCAGCGCCCAAGUCACGCUGUUUUUAUCUGCAGUUCCUUUUUAGGAUUGUACAAGGGUUCUUGAAGAUUUUUUCAAAAUUUCCUAUCAGUUUAAAAGAGAAUUCACUUUAAAUUUGAAAAUCAAGAUGUGAAUGGUUAUUUGCCUUUUCCUCAUUAUCAAGAAAUUGGUGCACCAGAAAUACGAAAGAGUGAAGUUGUAAAAGAGAAAAAGUUGCUGCUAAAAUGAAUCUGAGCAAUAUAGUAUAUUCUGUGCCAUGUACAAAAAGGUGCUGAGGAUUUACCAAAAGAAUAUAUGUCAGUGAGAGAUAAAGCUGACUGGGGUAGCAAAAAGUAAAGUGCUCGCGAUACUCGUCAUCAUGCCUAAAGGGGUGCCAAAGGACCCAGAGAUUGCUGAACUGUUCCACAAAGAUGAUCCUGAAGAGCUUUUUAUUGGCUUGCAUGAAAUUGGACAUGGAAGUUUUGGAGCAGUUUAUUUUGCCACAAAUGCUCACACCAACGAGGUGGUGGCAGUUAAGAAAAUGUCCUAUAGUGGGAAGCAGGCACAUGAGAAAUGGCAAGAUAUUCUCAAGGAAGUCAAGUUUUUACGACAUUUGAGGCAUCCCAAUACCAUAGAAUACAAAGGUUGUUACUUGAAAGAGCAUACUGCUUGGCUGGUGAUGGAAUAUUGCUUAGGCUCAGCUUCGGACUUAUUAGAAGUUCAUAAGAAACCGCUUCAGGAAGUGGAGAUCGCUGCCAUUACUCAGGGUGCUUUGCAGGGGCUAGCCUACUUGCAUUCUCAUGCAUUGAUUCAUAGGGAUAUUAAAGCAGGAAAUAUUCUUCUAACAGAGCCAGGUCAGGUGAAACUAGCUGAUUUUGGAUCUGCCUCAAUCGCUUCUCCUGCCAACUCCUUCGUGGGCACACCUUACUGGAUGGCACCAGAGGUGAUCUUAGCUAUGGACGAAGGACAGUAUGAUGGGAAAGUUGAUGUUUGGUCACUUGGGAUCACCUGUAUUGAAUUAGCGGAACGGAAGCCCCCCCUUUUCAACAUGAAUGCAAUGAGUGCCUUAUAUCACAUUGCCCAGAAUGACUCCCCAACAUUACAGUCCAAUGAAUGGACAGACUCCUUUAGGAGAUUUGUUGAUUACUGCUUGCAGAAAAUACCUCAGCAAAGGCCAACGUCAGCGGAACUAUUACGGCAUGACUUUGUUCAACGAGAUCGGCCACCACGUGUCCUAAUUGACCUCAUACAGAGGACAAAAGAUGCUGUCCGUGAGCUAGAUAACCUGCAGUACCGAAAAAUGAAAAAAAUCCUUUUCCAAGAGACACGAAAUGGACCCUUGAAUGAAUCGCAAGAAGAUGAAGAAGACAGCGAACAUGGAGCCAGCCUGGGCAGGGAAAUGGACAGCCUGGGCAGCAACCAUUCCAUCCCAAGCAUGUCUGUGAGCACAGGCAGCCAGAGCAGCAGUGUGAACAGCAUGCAGGAGGUCAUGGACGAGAGCAGCCUUGAGCUUGUCAUGAUGCUGGAGGACGAAAGCACGAUAAAUUCCAGUUCCUCUGUUGUGCACAAGAAGGAUCAUGUAUUCAUAAGGGAUGAGGCGGGCCACGGCGAUCCCAGGCCUGAGCCGCGGCCUACCCAGUCAGUUCAGAGCCAGGCCCUCCACUACCGGAAAAGAGAGCGCUUUGCCACGAUCAAAUCAGCAUCUUUGGUUACACGGCAGAUCCAUGAGCAUGAGCAGGAGAACGAGUUGCGGGAACAGAUGUCAGGUUAUAAGCGGAUGCGGCGCCAGCACCAGAAGCAGCUGAUCGCCCUGGAGAACAAGCUGAAGGCUGAGAUGGACGAGCACCGCCUCAAGCUACAGAAGGAGGUGGAGACGCAUGCCAACAACUCGUCCAUCGAGCUGGAGAAGCUGGCCAAGAAGCAAGUGGCUAUCAUAGAAAAAGAGGCAAAGGUAGCUGCAGCAGAUGAGAAGAAGUUCCAGCAACAGAUCUUGGCCCAGCAGAAGAAAGACUUGACAACUUUCUUAGAAAGUCAGAAGAAGCAGUAUAAGAUUUGUAAGGAAAAAAUAAAAGAGGAAAUGAAUGAGGACCAUAGCACACCCAAGAAAGAGAAGCAGGAACGGAUAUCCAAGCAUAAAGAGAACUUGCAGCACACACAGGCGGAAGAGGAAGCCCACCUUCUCACUCAACAGAGACUGUACUACGACAAAAACUGUCGUUUCUUCAAGCGGAAAAUAAUGAUCAAGCGGCACGAGGUGGAGCAGCAGAACAUUCGGGAGGAACUAAAUAAAAAGAGGACCCAGAAGGAGAUGGAGCACGCCAUGCUAAUCCGGCACGACGAGUCCACCCGAGAGCUGGAGUACAGGCAGCUGCACACGUUACAGAAGCUUCGCAUGGAUCUGAUCCGCCUACAGCACCAGACCGAACUGGAAAACCAGUUGGAGUACAACAAGAGGCGAGAAAGGGAACUGCACAGAAAGCAUGUCAUGGAACUCCGGCAACAGCCAAAAAACUUAAAGGCCAUGGAAAUGCAAAUUAAAAAACAGUUUCAGGACACUUGCAAAGUACAGACCAAACAGUAUAAAGCACUCAAGAAUCACCAGUUGGAAGUUACUCCAAAGAAUGAGCACAAAACAAUCUUAAAGACACUGAAAGAUGAGCAGACGAGAAAACUUGCCAUUUUGGCAGAGCAGUAUGAACAGAGUAUAAAUGAAAUGAUGGCCUCUCAAGCGUUACGGCUAGAUGAGGCUCAAGAAGCAGAAUGCCAGGCCUUGAGGCUACAGCUCCAGCAGGAAAUGGAGCUGCUCAACGCCUACCAGAGCAAAAUCAAGAUGCAAACAGAGGCACAACAUGAACGCGAGCUCCAGAAGCUAGAGCAGAGGGUGUCUCUGCGCAGAGCACAUCUUGAGCAGAAGAUUGAAGAAGAGCUGGCUGCCCUUCAGAAGGAACGCAGCGAGAGAAUAAAGUACCUAUUGGAAAGGCAAGAGCGAGAGAUCGAAACUUUUGACAUGGAGAGCCUCAGAAUGGGAUUUGGGAAUUUGGUUACAUUAGAUUUUCCUAAGGAGGACUAUAGAUGAGAUUAAAUUUUUUUGCCAUUUACAAAAAAAAAAGAAAAAGAAAAAAAAUUCAGACCCUGCAAAACCACAUUCCCCAUUUUAACGGGCGUUGCUCUCGCGCUCUCUCUCUCUCUCUCUUACUCUUACUGACAUCGUGUCGGACUAGUGCCUGUUUAUUCUUACUCCAUCAGGGGCCCCCUUCCUCCCCCCGUGUCAACUUCAGUGCUGGCCGGAACCUGGCCGUCCCUUCUACUCAUAGUACACGUCAGAGUAUUGAUGUGAUUCAGAACGUUUCAGUGAAAGCUUUGGGAGACAAUUUUAACAAAACAAUAAACCAACAACAACAACAAAAGUGGAUGUAUAUUGCUUUAAGCAAUCACUCAUUACCACCAAUCUGUGAAAGUAAAGCAAAAAAUAAAUAAUAAUAAACGCCAAGGGGGAGAGAGACACAAUAUCCGCAGCCUUACACCUUAACUAGCUGCUGCAUUAUUUUAUUUUAUUUUUUUGGUAUUUAUUCAUCAGGAAUUAAAAAAAAAAAAAACAAA